This is a messenger RNA of Aquila chrysaetos chrysaetos, 3130 nucleotides long. It is a transcript of the gene RLBP1, whose product is annotated as retinaldehyde binding protein 1. NCBI's taxonomy places the organism in Eukaryota, Metazoa, Chordata, Aves, Accipitriformes, Accipitridae. Gene Ontology annotation, molecular function: phosphatidylinositol bisphosphate binding. Gene Ontology annotation, cellular component: membrane. Bases 226 to 1176 code for a protein of 316 amino acids. The record is from RefSeq and is a predicted model, not a curated record. The transcript is spliced from 8 exons.
UGCCUGGGUUUGUGCUGACUUAAUUACAAAGCUGCAGUGAGUUGAUGCCUUGUGACGGUCUAAUCCCAACCCGGUGACUCUACAAAGCUUUCGCCCGGCUAUCUUGCUGCUCCACUCCAGCCUUGCCGUCCGUGCGUCCAUCUCGGCCCCGUGCACUGACCCUCUGCGGACGGUUCAGCUUUUCCUCUCCUUGUGUCCUGCAGCCAACAGAGGACAGAGGACGACAUGUCUACAGUUACGGGCACCUUCCGCAUCGUCUCGGAGGAGGAGCAGGCCCUGCGCACCAAGCUGGAGCGCCUCACCACCAAGGACCAUGGCCCUGUCUUCGGGAGGUGUGAGAAGAUCCCCCCGCACACCCUGCAGAAGGCGAAGGAUGAGCUGAACGAGACGGAGGAGCAGAGGGAGGUGGCGGUGAAGGCGCUGCGGGACCUGGUGCAGGAGCGGGCGGGCGGCGAGGAGGUGUGCAAGGCGGUGGCCGAGAAAGUGCAGGGGAAGGACGACUCCUUCUUCCUCCGCUUCAUUCGCGCCCGCAAGUUCGACGUCCACAGGGCCUAUGACCUGCUGAAAGGCUACGUGAACUUCCGCCAGCAGUAUCCUGAGCUCUUCGACAACCUGACCCCCGAGGCCGUGCGCAGCACCAUCGAAGCUGGCUACCCCGGCAUCCUGGCUAGCAGAGACAAGUAUGGCCGGGUUGUGAUGCUCUUCAACAUUGAGAACUGGGAUUACGAAGAGAUCACCUUCGAUGAGAUCCUUCGUGCCUAUUGUGUUAUCUUGGAGAAGCUGCUGGAAAAUGAAGAGACCCAGAUCAAUGGUUUCUGCAUCAUUGAGAACUUCAAGGGCUUCACCAUGCAGCAGGCAUCAGGGAUCAAACCCUCUGAGCUCAAGAAGAUGGUGGACAUGCUGCAGGACUCCUUCCCAGCACGGUUCAAGGCCGUCCACUUCAUCCACCAGCCUUGGUACUUCACCACCACCUACAACGUGGUCAAACCUUUCCUGAAGAGCAAACUGCUGGAGAGGGUCUUUGUGCACGGGGAGGAGCUGGAGUCCUUCUACCAGGAGAUCGACAUUGACAUCUUACCAGCAGACUUUGGUGGCACCCUGCCCAAGUACGACGGCAAAGCAACUGCAGAGAAGCUCUUUGGGCCCCGCAUUGAGGCUGAAGACACAGCACUCUAAACUGGGAUCCGCUUCCCCUCCCCUGUAAAAUAGGAUCAGAGGUGGCCCUCUAACCCCAACCACCUCCUUAUUGUAGCAUUGAUUGAAUGACUGCUCGUGAUGAAGCGCUCUGGGCACGUUGCUCCAUGCCUGUCCCUCCCCUCCCCAAACCUGGCAGCGGGCUGCCUGGCAGCCCUGUCCCUCCCUGGCAGAGCAUCUUUCCCUUGGGAGCCAGCAGGAAAAGGAGGCCACCAGCCCUCUCCCACAGCACACCCUGAAGCUGCAGUGGGACGACAAGGAGAGCAUCUGCUCUGGGAAGGGAGGGCUACAGCGAGGGAGAAAAAAAGUGUUUAACAGCAGAGCUCUGGGGUCCCUUGGGGCAAGUGGCCAGGAACAGGGGUGCAGCUUUUUGGGCCCAGUUGCUGGCUGCACUGCUUGUUCUAAGGAGGCCAGGAGUGCCAGUGCUGUCCCCCCAUCAUUGACUGCCCUUUGGCACAGGGGCCAAGGAACUGGCCACCUCGAUCAUACCUGCAUCCCUGAACGAGCUCCCCCAUGGCUGGGCAAGGACCCCCAAUUGUCAGUCAUCUGCUCUAACCAGAAAAGAGAAAACAGCCCAAAAGAUGCAAACAGGGCCCAGCUGGCUCUGCCUAAUACCUGCUCAGCCAGGCGGGCAGGGAGGAGGAACAGAGGCUGCAGCAGCCACUAAGACUAGGAGACAGAUUUUAACUGCAGGACAGUGAAAGACAAGCAGAACAUACCCUCCUAAAUCCUUCAAAAGCCUCAGCACAGCUGUUUCUCCUAGCACUGCAUCACGAGAGGGAGCUCAGUCAGGGAAGCCCCACCAAAAGCUACCACACAGGGCAGAGGAGGGUCCUCGCCCAGCAAACAGAGCUGUGCCUGAUGCUAAUGGUGAUCAGCCCUUGCUAACAUGGAGUCAGCGGGACCAGGAUGGGGAGGAGGGAGGCAGAAGUAGCUGCGUCCCAGGCAAAGCAGUCUGUUCCAGUUCACAAACCAGGGAUCUCCUCCAAGGAGCUGAUCAGAUACCCGUUUCCAGACCAUCUUCUCCUCCCUUGGCCAGCAGUAGAGCUUGGAGAGGAGCAAGUUGCUGGUCUCUGCCCAGGUUACCUUCUUGUCUGUUAACCUGGUCCUGCAGCAUGCCCUGUCCCUGCUCCCUCCCUCUCAGCCCCGCAGCUACACACGGGUGCCUUUCAUCAGCCAGAAGACCAGACCCCCACCCGAAGCUGGCUGAGGUGGAGGGUGCUGACAAGAGCCACAUUCAUCAGGGCACUGGCUCAGGCUCAAACCAAACAGGAUGUCGGCUCUGAAGCUGCAGGGAGGAUGGGGCCUGUCUGGGCAGAGGCGACUGGGGUUAAAUCUGUUUUCUCCAGCCUCACCAGCAUGGCUAGUCCAUGCGUGGCGAGUCCCAGCCUGAGGCUGUGCCAACCUUGUGCGAGAGCCCAGAGGGAGAGCGAAAAGUACCUCUCCGCUGUGUUUGGCUCCUUACUGUGCAGCACUCUCCACAGGGCCAGGAAGCAUCUGGAGGCAUCUGAAGGAAACCACACGUGACAACCCUACAACCAUCAGGCCAGUGCAAAAACAACAGCACAGCUUGCUUGGGACACAGAGCAAUUGCAGCUCACUUGUAAAAAUAGAAGACUACAAAAAAAACCCAACCAAACAAAAAAACCCCCCACACACAGAGGGAGCACCACACUGCUGCCUCUGGGAUUUGGACUGGGACAGGCACAGCUCCUGGGAGGUCCCUGUGGCAGCUCACCACUGCUGGGACAAAUUGUCAGCCAGUAGCUUACAAUGAUGGGGAGAUGGAGAACAGCAGAGCAAACCAAGCAGGGAGCAUGAUCCAUGCCAGCCUCAGCUUCCCCCCAGAGUGACUCUGACCAAGCCAGGAAGGAGUUUUGAAGUAGAUCUAACAGCUAAAUCACAAUGGCCAAUAAACUAGAGAUGGAGCCCAAAA